AUUAUUUUGGAUCACUUUUCUGUAGACCUUUUAUAGCCAUUUUUCAAAAGAGCAGAGCUAUAACCGUCUCUUCCCAUUUCCUAAAGACAAAGAAUCCGUUGAUCGGUUUGAGAAGUUUGAAUUGCAAACAAUCUCUUAUUGUUCGUCACAUUUUUUAAGUUCAGGCGGGAAAGGGUAAAAUCCCACCAAGGUUACGCGCCGCCGCGCUCCGGCGGUUGGAACUCAACCUCGUCAAUUUGACUACCGUCGAAAUACCCAUUUCCCAUCUGUACGAUUGACUCAAAAACCAGCCAUUGAAAUGAUUCAUCAAACGUUUAACGACGCAAUUUCUCCCCUUCUACGCAAAUGCAAGUCCGUCCAACAUCUCAAACAAAUUCAUGCCCACCUCCUCAAGACCUACCUUCCACAAAAUCCAUACGCCAUUUCACCUUUACUCGAAGUUGCUGCAACUUCCGGCUGUGAUGGCGAUUCUUUCUUCUCUUACGCUUGUAGAAUUUUCAAGAACCUGCAGCAGAGGAACAUUUUCAUGUAUAAUUCAAUGAUCAGAGGGUAUUUUCUAUCGCGUUUUCCGAAACAAGCGAUUUUGUGUUACUUAGAUUUGAUUGAUCAUGGGUUUCUUGCUAAUAAAUAUACUUUCCCGCCAUUGAUAAAAGCUUGCGCGUUAGUUUAUCGUGAACUAAAGCGAAUAGGUUAUUUGGUUCAUGCCCAUGUUGUUGUACUUGGAUAUGAGAAUGAUGCUUUUGUCGUUAGUGCGCUUGUUGAAUUUUAUUCCUUGUUUGAUUUGAAAGUUGCACGCGUAUUGUUUGACAAAAGUUCUGCGAAGGAUGUAGUUGUGUGGACGGUGAUGGUAGAUGGGUAUGGAAAGGUUGGGGAUAUUGAGAGUGCUAGAGUGUUGUUUGAUGAAAUGCCCGAGAGGAAUGUAAUUUCUUGGAGUGCUAUGAUGGCUGCUUAUUCUCGGGUUAGUGACUUCAGAGAGGUGCUUUGUUUGUUUAGAGAAAUGCAAAAGAAGGAUAUUAAGCCUAAUGAUUCAGUUAUUGUUAGUGUUCUUACUGCUUGUGCACAUCUUGGUGCUAUAACACAGGGACUUUGGAUGCACUCUUAUGCCAAGCGCUAUGGUUUGGACGCAAACCCAAUAUUGGCUACUGCAUUGGUUGAUAUGUAUUCAAAAUGUGGUUACAUCGAAUCAGCUUUAGAAGUUUUUGAGGGCAUUUCAAAUAAAGAUGCUGGGGCUUGGAAUGCAAUGAUUUCUGGUGUUGCAAUGACUGGGGAUGUGAUGAAAUCACUUGAGUUAUUUGAUAAAAUGAUUGCCAGUGGAACUCAGGCUACAGAAGCUACAUUUGUCUCUAUCCUUGCUGCUUGUACACACGCCAAGAUGGUUGAGAGAGGCCUUGAAUUGUUUGACCAAAUGUAUCCUGUUUACUGGGUUCAACCUCAAUUCGAGCAUUAUGCUUGUGUGGUUGAUCUUAUGGCUAGAGCAGGUAUGGUAGAGGAUGCUGAGAAAUUUGUGGAGGAAAAAAUGGGAGGCUUUAGUAAUGUGGAUGCCAAUGUGUGGGGAGCAAUACUGAGUGCUUGUAGAAAAUAUAGGAAUAUUGAAAUUGGGGACAGAAUUUGGACAAAGCUUUCAGCCUUGGGUGUAUUAGACGGUGGUACCCAAGUUCUUUCAUACAACAUCUUUUCUGAAGCUGGAAGGGAAAUGGCGGCAAAGGAGGUAAGAAAAAAAUUCUCAGAAGCUAGAUCGAAAAAAAUACCAGGUUGCAGCGUGAUAGAGGUUGAUGGCGCAGUUCAAGAGUUUCUUGCAGGCGAUCUCUCUCAUCCACAAGUGCAACAUAUAUGUGAAAUGCUUGGUUUUCUUUCUAAAAUGGUCAAGUGGGAGACGGUCAAGUAAUUUAGAAAUGGUUUUCUGUUGAGGAUCUACAUUCAAAAAUAUUGAGGGACAUCACAAUCUUCGUAACCAAUUGCUUUUGAAUGCGAACCUUAUGUUAUCUAAAAUAGUUUCAGAAUCCACGAGGUCUAUCUGGACACUAAGUCUAAAACCUAAGAUUUUAUCCCAGAAUAGUGAAUCCAAAAAAUCUCACAAUGUUUAUAAAGUGGAUGAGAUACUUCUCUCCUUGCCAAUUGAUUUGAGUAGAAACCAACGUCAUCUAAUAUUUUCAAAUAGGAGAAACCAUUCUUUUAGACGCUGUGCAUUUCAUUUGGUUUUAGUUACUUUUUUGGAAAUUCAGAGGCUGCGAGUUAUCUCUAGACAAAGUUCACAUAAUUGCAAGUGAGCCAUCUUUUGGGAAAUUGGUUGUGAUGAUCGAGAUGGAAAAGGCACAAAUUCAUGGUAACAUGAAUAUAACUCAAUGGUUGAAACAUUACUCUCUUGAGGUAGAUGGUUGAAAUUCUCACUCUCAGAUUUGUUGUACUAAGAAAAUAAAGCACAAAAUCAAAGAAAUCUUGCCAAGGUUUGAUGAGAUCAUCUAUACUUUGAGGGUAUUCUGGUGUCCUCCAUUUGCAAAAGCCAUUGAGUAACAUUCGCAUCUUCUCCAAAUCAUCUUCAUGGCAUGUAAAACGCACACUUAAUUGUGCUGAGUAAUUUGUGGCUCAUGGCUAUGGGGAAAUUAGAAGCUGCUCUUUGGUGCUUGCAAAAUCAGUGGAAGACAAAAUCAUAGGUUGUGGAGCCAAUCUUGCAGGUGACCCCAGUCCCCAACAUGGUAAGAAAAGUGACUGAUACACCCUAGCACCAUUCAUAUAAAUCGGUAUCUAAGUAUCAAAAUCUUGAUAAAUAUUAAGUACGUCGAGGUGUCUAUAAAUUGGUCCCGUGCCCAUGACUAUGAAGAUAAGAUUUUAAAGUACUUGGGACCAGUUUGGCUACUCAAAUUAUAUUAUUGUAUCAUAGAGCACCGGGUUUCCUCCAUGUGAUCAAGAUAUAAUAAUGUGUCAUUGUCACUUGGUUAGUUCAA
Cucumis melo (muskmelon) is the source of this 2942-nucleotide messenger RNA. RefSeq names its product pentatricopeptide repeat-containing protein At5g66520-like. The coding region runs from base 299 to 1885 and encodes 528 amino acids. Gene Ontology annotation, molecular function: protein binding; RNA binding. NCBI's taxonomy places the organism in Eukaryota, Viridiplantae, Streptophyta, Magnoliopsida, Cucurbitales, Cucurbitaceae. Gene Ontology annotation, biological process: RNA modification. The record is from RefSeq and is a predicted model, not a curated record. The transcript is spliced from 4 exons.